UCUAGUCUUAGUAAACUUGUUCUCUAAUAAUCUUUAAUUGCAGCUCAUUAAAACAGGCCAAAACUGUUAGUGUCAUGUCACAACCUGCCAUAAUUGUUCAAUGAACAGUUAUAAAUAUGAGUGAUGCAACUAAUUUGAUAGAUGUUUCAGUAAUAGUUGGCAGGUUUGCGAAACAAGCAGAAUAGGCCUGUUUGGUCAGGAAAAAAACAAAAGGUCAAAGGUCAGUAUUUUGAGUAUUUAUUUAUUUUUAUUUUUACGAAUUAGUGAACGAUUCAAUGUCACAAUAAUCCUUAACUUUUCGCAACCUACUGUCGUAACGCUGUAAUUUGCUGAAAAGGCCACUGAACGAAUCUUUUAGUUAAAUGAAUCUCCUAGUCCACACGUAGUUUAACAUUUAAACAUGCUUUUGGAUAGAAUCUCGUAUUUCUAGCUUUCUAGCACUGAGUUAAAUGAGUCUGUUUUCACGUUGCUUUGGUAACGGCUGUUGUAGGCGUGCAGUCACCCGUCCCAGUAAAGGAAUCAAGACAUAAUCUAUGUUUAGGCUUUAUUUUUUAACUCCCUCAAUGUUAAGUUUAGUCUUUGGUUUUACGUUUUUUACUUCAGCUUGUCGAUGUCGUCGUGAAAAUCCAGUUCACGCUUUUGUUUACUUUUCGAUAAUCACCGGAUGGGUUUGAUUUGAAUAUUAUAUAUCAUACGGAUGAAACGCUUUAUUUUCAAUACAUCGCCUAUUUUAAGCACCUUCUACCUAUUAAAACAUUUGAAUUCAAGUAUUUUAAGCAGUUCCUCUGUUUCUUGAGAAUGAAGAGGACUCCAGAGAUCAACAUGUGCUAGCAUGAACAAGAUAAUGACUGAACACACAUACUCUUUUGACAGGCAUCACUCAACAUCUCCAGCUGGGGAAACUACAUCAGACACUAAUGUCAUACUUGUCCCACAGCUGGAAACAGUUUUCAGCAGAGCAGCCAGGAUCAUCCAGCGAGCAUGGAGGGCACAUGUUGAUACUGCUGUUUUUAAGCACCUCAAGAAACUAGUGAGCUUUCAUAAUCAAGGGGAUCCACGUCUCCUUCUUAAAUUUAUUAACCCUGCAGAGGCUAAUAUUCUGGAUGCUGCUUCAGGGGCGCUUAUCCGAUUCAGACUGGGUGGGCCAACCUAUCCUCCAAACAUCUACUUUAAAAUAUACACUCGUGCACCCAUUGUGGAUAUGUGUGCCUCCAGUCCUAAAGAUUACACACAGCUAAAGAAACCUGCUCCAAGCCAGAUUCAUAAUGGCCGACUGAUGAUCAAAGAUAGGGACGAUCACUCUGGGUGGUACCAGCGGGUAGAGAACAAUGGCUGGAGGAUUUUGUCUUGCAAGAUUUCCGUGUUUGAAGACCCAAUAACUCAAGAUACCAAUGUUAAGAAGAUACAAUUCCAUCACUGCAAAAUUCGUCGGCGCCAAGAUGUUGCAAGAAAAAAAAAGAUUCGGAAAAUUGAAUGGAUGAGAAAAAUGUAUGCUGAGGGUCUCCUGCAUGCUGAUACAGAACACAGCAAAACAGCUCUACUGGGGCAAAAAUCCACAGAGUUGAUGGAUUCUUUUGAACAGAUUGGACUGGAUUCAGCUUCUGAGCAGGAAGUGGAUGAGCUGCUCGCAUGGACCAAAGCUCUCAAUUUUGAGGAGUAUAUCAAUGAUUGGAGGAAUUUGGGUACCAGCAAAUGCUGCAUAUUUAUCAAAGAUAGGCUGUCGGAUAGUGACCAGAAGGACCUUGCUUGUGUCUCUGUGCGUGAUAUUUGUGAGAUUCCUCAGAUCAGUCCGGAUUCAGUGGUCCAGUCCGUUGGUUAGACAACAUCUGGAUCACAUCUGAGGCAGGAAUGUAUCAUGCAGCUCUAGUAAUAUUUUGCACAAUAUGAUGUAUUAAUUUGAAUAAAUAAAGCAGGUCUUGUGUUUCGACUGGUUUUGUGUGGUCACUGG
Molecule: messenger RNA, 1948 nt
Organism: Onychostoma macrolepis
Lineage: Eukaryota; Metazoa; Chordata; Actinopteri; Cypriniformes; Cyprinidae
Gene: c24h11orf65
Product: chromosome 24 C11orf65 homolog
Exons: 10
Coding region: 833-1819 (328 amino acids)
Source: RefSeq, a predicted model, not a curated record